UACUUAGUUUUAUUAAGAAGCCGAGAAGGUUCUUUCCCCAAUUUUUGGAUUGCCCUUCGUGUAAAGCCAUCUCUGCGUUCUCCAGCCAUACGAGCCCCGACCAGCAGCCGCACCAUCGCGCGCCCCUGAGUAGCAGCAUCGCUGCGCCAUCUGUAGCCUUCUGCCCGCACCGCACCGCACCGCACCGCCGCAUUAUUUCGGUCCUCUCCGGCGCUGCACGCCGCGAAAGAGCAGCUGCACCGCUUCAUCUGAAGCCUCCUGCCAUUGCCGCACCACCGCAUCUGGAGCGCCGACUGCCUCCUGUCCUCUCUAGUUUCCACCGCUGCACCUCCCCCUGUUUGCACUCAACGGUUGAUCAUUCUCAUAGUUGUUAUGCAAAGGGGUCCUAGAGCUUAGGCACUAGGUGCAAUGUUCUUGAGAGGUCAAGCUUGGGAAAGAAAGAGCUAGAAAAUUCAUAUCAAGCAAAAAUGGUUUCUGGGCUUAUAAACCCCAAUCCAAUUGUUUAUGAAAAGAAAGAGUGCAGGGUUCGAAGUGUCCCAAGCAAUGUUGAUGAGUAUGCUGUUGAGCCAAUUGAUCAACUGGAAAUUUUUGAUCAUAUUAGAGAUAUAAAAGAUCCCGAACAUCCUUACUCUUUGGAGGAGCUUAAAGUGAUAACAGAAGAUGCGAUUGAAGUUGAUGACAAAAAUAGUUAUGUUAGAGUGACAUUUACUCCAACGGUUGAACACUGUAGCAUGGCAACAGUUAUUGGUCUUUGCUUGCGUGUGAAGCUUAUGAGAAGCUUGCCUUCUCGUUACAAGGUGGAUAUAAGGGUGGCACCCGGAACCCAUGCAACUGAAGCUGCAGUUAAUAAACAACUAAAUGAUAAAGAGCGAGUGGCAGCAGCCUUGGAAAACCCGAACCUAGUGGCGAUGGUUGAUGAAUGCUUGGCGCAGUCUUUUGCUUGAACGUGUUUCUACAGAAUGCGGGUUGCAAACUUCUAUGUUUGUGAAGUCUUUAGUAUUAGUUCUAGUUCUCACGAGUCAUGACCACAUUUUACUCCUGACCAUUUCUAUGAUUGUAAUAAGGUUUAAAGCUCUAAAUGCAACUAUGAGUUAUUUA
Molecule: messenger RNA, 1098 nt
Organism: Manihot esculenta (cassava)
Lineage: Eukaryota; Viridiplantae; Streptophyta; Magnoliopsida; Malpighiales; Euphorbiaceae
Product: protein AE7
Exons: 7
Coding region: 468-944 (158 amino acids)
Biological process (GO): iron-sulfur cluster assembly
Source: RefSeq, a predicted model, not a curated record